AUGGGGUUAUUCUCUAAGAAGAAAUCAGCAUCGCCACCAAGCUCAACUAAAUCCGCAACGGUGCUUGGUUCUUCAGCCUCAAUUAAAUCUGACUUGGGCUUAUCUUCAUCGAAUGAAUCCGUGAAGUCAGAUAUAUCCAAUGGAAAAAUCAAAGGGCUAUUGAAGAAGAAGUUAAAUGGAGGAGGUGAUUCCAAUGGCAAUGGUAAUGUUGAUAAAUUGACUGCUGAUUUACGUCAAGUGAAACUUGAUAAACAUAUGGAGAAUACACAAUCAUCUAGGCUGACAUUGCAAGUCCCACAUGGUGGAAAUGAAGGCACACAUUUGGCUCCUGAGGGUCAUGCACCUUUAAGAUAUAAGAAACGUGUGAGUACCAUUAUCGAAACUGAGAAUAAUUCCAGUGAUGACGAUGAUGAUGAAUCUGAAGACGAUGAAGAUAAUGAUGAGUAUUCAGACUCAUCGGAGUCAGAUUUAGAAGAAGAUCAUUUACAUCCAAUCAAACCUAAAUAUGACGCAACGCAUCAUGAUUUAGCUCAACAAUUAUCAACCAUAAUGGGGUAUUGUGGAUUACGAAAAGACACAUCAUCAUAUUCAACAGAAGAAGCAAAUAAGGAAAGUCAGCAAACUUAUUCAUUACUUGGUCAAGAUAAUAAGAUUAAGAAAUUGCCUAAAUCGGUCCGCAAUGAUGAAUCAAUAAUUGGUGAAUAUCAAAUUCAAUUGAUACAAAACCUCACAACCAAGAUUGAACGAUUGAUAAAUGAUGGGAAAUGUGAGCAAUUAUUGACUAAGGAGAAAUCACUAUAUCAAAGGUAUGGAGUUAUACGGAAUGUUCUAGGAAAAGGAGCUUAUGGGUUGAUUAAAUUUAUUGACCCCGAUGGGAACAAAGCUUCUUCAACGUCCUCACUGAACAACAACUUACUACCGUUGGGGAAAGGGUUAUACGUGGUUAAGGAAUUACUGAGACGUAAAGAUGAAAAGACCAACAAUUUUAUUGAACGAAUCAUGUCAGAAUUUGUCAUAUCAUCAACGUUGAAUAGUAAAUAUAUUAUCGAAACUGUUGAUUUAAUGGGCACAUUAUCACCAACCAUUCUGCUGACAUCAACAUCAAUCAAUGAUUUACGUAUAAGCCAAGUUAUGACUUGUAGUCAAGGUGGUGAUUUAUUCUCCUACUUGUUGACAGGAUCCAAUAUCAAAAACAAACCGGUUACAUAUAUGUCCUUAUAUGAAGUUGAUUGUAUAUUGAAACAAGUUGCACGGGGCUUGAAAUAUAUGCAUGCACAUGGGGUUUCUCAUUGUGAUUUGAAAUUGGAAAAUAUACUAAUAUCAUACCAGGCUGGUGCCAACGAGGAUGAAUCAGCACUCAAACCCAGUUAUCAAUGCAAGAUGCUGAUUAAAUUGAGUGAUUUCGGUAAAUCAUUUGUUUUUAGAACUGCAUUUGAUAAAUCUGAGCAAAAGUUACAGGGACAUCAGGGUAUAAUUGGAUCUGAGCCAUAUAUAGCACCCGAAGAGUACUUGUCUACCAAGACCAAAUCAUCUUAUUCAUCAAUCAAGAAGGAUUGUUGGGCAUUUGGAAUAGUUGCAUUGACGCUACUCAAUAUUCGAAGACAUUUUUAUUAUUCUGAGUCGUUAGCUAUUCGCGGAGGCUAUCGAUUGGGUCUGAAGUUUGUUGCGGGGAACAACACUGAUGGGUACAGUACGGGAUACUUGUGGAGAAACACCGAUGCUAAAGUCAAUCACAUGAACGAGCCUACUUCUUCUUCAGUGGGUGCAGCUUUACUGAAAUUGGAGUACAAAGAUAAGGUGUUUAAUGAGUUCGUUCAAAAAAGGAUGAUUGGCGAUUAUGAUUCCAAAAGUAAAGAAUGGUUGAUUAAACGGCCAGGAAAAUUUGCACCCAUUGAAAACAUAUGUAAACCAAUGAUCAGCAAUACUGAAGAAAGUGCAGAAGAAGGAGAGAAAGAGAAGGAGGUGGAUACCUUUGGUGCUGAUUUAGAUGAUGAAGAUGAGGAUGAUUUAAGUGAAUUAAGGGUGUUGAUUCUAUACAAAUUACUUGACCUUGAUCCAAGUACACGAAUGACUAUGGAUCAAUUUUUGAAAAGUGAUUGGAUGACAGCAACUGAAUCUUGUUUCUAA
Lodderomyces orthopsilosis Co 90-125 is the source of this 2127-nucleotide messenger RNA. RefSeq lists its product as uncharacterized. The transcript has a single exon. Gene Ontology annotation, biological process: protein phosphorylation; intracellular signal transduction. Bases 1 to 2127 code for a protein of 708 amino acids. NCBI's taxonomy places the organism in Eukaryota, Fungi, Ascomycota, Pichiomycetes, Serinales, Debaryomycetaceae. The record is from RefSeq and is a predicted model, not a curated record. Gene Ontology annotation, molecular function: protein serine/threonine kinase activity; ATP binding.